Tachysurus vachellii is the source of this 3456-nucleotide messenger RNA. It is a transcript of the gene smc5, whose product is annotated as structural maintenance of chromosomes 5. Gene Ontology annotation, molecular function: ATP hydrolysis activity; ATP binding. The coding region runs from base 73 to 3303 and encodes 1076 amino acids. The transcript is spliced from 24 exons. Gene Ontology annotation, biological process: double-strand break repair via homologous recombination. Gene Ontology annotation, cellular component: Smc5-Smc6 complex. The record is from RefSeq and is a predicted model, not a curated record. NCBI's taxonomy places the organism in Eukaryota, Metazoa, Chordata, Actinopteri, Siluriformes, Bagridae.
GUGGUGGACGUGUCUGCAACACCGGCGGGAAACGAAAGCAGUAAACACAGAGCUUCACACUGAGGCGAAGUCAUGGCGCUGUACGGGAAAAGGAAAAGAAUAAGUCAUAUGUUAACCAGCUCACAGCCCUCCAGCAGUCAGUCCACGCUACCCUGUGCUACACACACGCAGCUGGGAGCUGAGCAGCGCUUCGUACAGGGAUCUAUCGUCCGCAUUACUAUGCAAAACUUCCUCACAUACGAUCACUCAGAAGUGUUUCCUGGUCCAAACCUGAACAUGAUUGUGGGAGCAAACGGAACCGGAAAAUCCAGUAUAGUCUGUGCGAUCUGUCUGGGCCUGGCGGGAAAAACAGCAGUGUUGGGCCGAGGGGACAAGGUGGGACUGUACGUGAAGAGAGGAUGCACUAAAGGCUCAGUAGAAGUAGAGUUGUACAGAACUGCUGGAAACCUGGUGAUUACCCGUGAGAUAAUUGUGGAGAAUAAUCAGAGUGUGUGGAUGAUUAACCACAAACACACAAGUCAGAAGGUGGUAGAGGAGGCAGUGAAGGAGCUCCACAUUCAGGUCGGGAAUCUGUGUCAGUUCCUGCCUCAGGAGAAGGUUGGUGAAUUUGCUAAGAUGAGUAAAAUAGAGCUCCUGGAGGCCACAGAGAAAUCUGUCGGUCCACCGGAAAUGUACAGCUUCCACUGUGAUCUAAAGAACUGCCGCAGUAAAGAAAGGGAUCUGGAGAAUUUGUGUAAAGAAAAGGCCAAUUUCCUGGAGAAAGCCCGGCAGAGGAACGAGCGCAACAAGGGGGACGUGGAGCGCUACCACAUGAGGAGGAGGCAUCUUGAUAGGAUCCAAAUGCUGGAGAAGAAGAGGCCCUGGGUGGAGUACGAGACGACUCGUAAGGAACUGGAGGAAGUAAAGAAACAGAGAGAAGACAUGAAGAGGAAUGUGAAGUCGCUGAAGGAAGCACAGACGCCCCUGCUAAGAAAAAUCCAGUCAAUUGAGGGCCAGCUGCAGCCCAUCGAGAACCAGAUGAAGGAGAAGACUGUCAAAAUCAAAGAGGCUUCACAGAAAUGUAAACAGAAACAGGACCAACUGGACUGGAAAUAUAGAGAGAUUGAAGACAUUAAGCAACGUCUGAGUCUGAAGCGGACAGGGGAGGCGGAUCGGCAGAAACGAAUCGGGAUGACGCAGAAUAUGAUUCAGGACUUGCAGAAGGAGCUGGACAACAUGGGUAGCCAGGAGGAUGUAACUCCCAAGAUCGAGGCAGUUAACUCUGAGCUCAGGAGCAUCCAGGCAGAGAAAUCCAGGCUGGAUGGAGAACGGCAAGAUCUGAGGCGAGAUAAAGACGAGGCUACGGGCGAGCUGAGACGUUUGCAGAAUAGUCUGCGCCGUUUGGAGGACAUGAUAAACAGGAAGGAGGAGAUGCUGCGUAGCCGUUUCCGUGACACCCACACGGCUAUGCUGUGGCUAAGGAAAAACCGUCAUCUCUUUGAGGGGAAUGUGUACGAGCCCAUGAUGUUGGUGAUCAAUGUACGAGACCCACGGCAUGCGAAAUAUGUGGAGAGUCACGUCCCUCUGAAUGACCUGAAGGCCUUUGUGUUCCAGAAGCAGCAGGAUAUGGAAAAGUUUAUGGCAGAAGUUCGAGAUAGACAGAGACUUCGAGUGAACAGUGUUAUUGCUCCUACAGAAUCGUGUGCUAAUCGACCGCCGUUACGACCCAUAGACUCCCUCAAGCGUUUUGGGUUCUUUUCCUACCUACGAGAGCUGUUUGAUGCCCCAGAUGAGGUGAUGAGCUACCUGUGCAAUCAGUAUAGAAUUAAUGAUGUACCUGUGGGGACGGAGAGGACCAAGAACAUGAUCGAGAUGGUGAUCAGAGAAUCUCAGAUGAGGACCAUCUACACUGCAGAGGAGAAGUACAUGGUGAAGAAGUCCACGUACUCUAACAGGACCAUUUCCAGUAACUCUGCCCUUCGGCCCUCUCAGUUCCUCAGCAUGACCAUCGAUGCAGAUGAGAGACGGAAGCUAGAAGACCAGCUCAGUGCAGCUCAGCAGCAGGUCCACGCCGUUGACACUCGCAUGAGCGCUAAUCAGGAGCAGCAGGUCAGGCUGGAUCGCCGUGACAAUGAGCUCCGGGCUGAGAAGAAGCGUCUGUCGGAGCUAAAGGGGAAAAGGAGACAGCUGGAGCAGAAGAUCAGCACCAAGCAGGACAGUUUGAAGCAGAUGCAGCAGGCUGGAAUCGAUCUUCAGAAAGAAGAGGAUGAAGCCAAUGCCAGGAUCAAUCAUGUAAACGAGCAGAAGGUGGCCACAGUGGAGGAAUUUCUGCAAUACAUGAAGCACAGAGCAAGGCUGAGCAUGGAGAAGGUGUACUUGGCACUGGAGACAGCAGGGCUCAGUGCUGAGAAGACCAAACUGGAGUCUGACUGCAGAGAAGGAUCAGCUGAGCUCAGAAGAGCAGAGCAAUUGUUUACUGAGCUGGACCAGAGGAAGGUGAGUCUGCUGGAGACGUGUAAGAGACUGAUGAGGAGAGCGAGUGAGAUCUGUAACAUGAACCCAGGAGAGACUGUAGUACCAGAGAUCCUGCAAACGGCAUUUAGUGAGCUGCCCAACACUCUGGGUGAGAUUGAUGCCAUGUUGGAUGAAGAGAAGGCCAGAGCAGAAGGGUUCGCCGACCUCAGUGAAAGAGUGGUGGAGGAAUAUAACCAGAGAGAGAGGGAGAUAAAGGAGAUGGAGAAGGAGCUGGAGGAGAAGACCAAAGAUCUGAACACCUACAGACAGAACAUCUCUGAGGCAAAGGAGCGCUGGCUGCUUCCUCUCAAGCUGCUGGUGGAUCAGAUUAAUGAGAAGUUCAGUGACUUCUUUCGCUCCAUGAACUGUGCUGGAGAAGUCGACCUUCACUCUGAGAAUGAGGAGGAGUACGAUAAAUAUGGGAUCCGUAUCCGGGUGAAGUUCCGCAGCAGCACUCAGCUACAUGAGCUCACACCUCACCAUCAGAGCGGCGGUGAGCGUAGCGUCUCCACCAUGUUAUACCUCAUGGCUCUGCAGGAGCUCAACCGCUGCCCCUUCAGAGUCGUCGAUGAGAUCAACCAGGGGAUGGACCCGGCCAAUGAGAGGAGAGUGUUCGACAUUGUGGUGAAAACAGCGUGCGGUGGCAAAACCUCACAGUAUUUCUUCAUUACACCAAAGCUCCUUCAGGAUUUGAAGUACGCAGAUGAGAUGACUGUCCUGUGUGUCCAUAACGGCCCCUACAUGCUUCCAACUAAUAAAUGGAACGACAAGGCCUUCAUCAGACGUGUUAAACGGCGGAGCAACCAGUAACAGUCUGUUUACUUCCAUCUUAUCCAACAGUGCCUCCUGGUUCUCUGUAAAAUCCUCAUGAUCUAUUUAUAUUUUAUAUAUAUUUGUAUUGUCCACAGGGAUUUUUGUACAUGUCUAUUUCUAAAGAGUUAAAGAAUAAAGUUAAUAUUUGUA